AUGAGUGUGAAGCGGGAUUCAUUUACAUAUCGGCAUGCAGACAGUAUCCAGGCCUUUGGGCUCAAAGCGGGUACUCUUCUUGUCGCCACUCGAAGCAAGCUUGUUGAAUGGGACAGGAUGAGAAGAAGGGCUAUUAGGGAAGUUAGUGUGAGAGGUGAGAUAACAGACGUCAAGUGUCUCAACGGCUACUGGAUCUUGCUAACAAAGAAUAGUGUUGAACUCUUUGAUGGAGACACGAUCGAGCAUAUUGGGCCAAAGAGGCCGCUGGACGCUUCCAUUGCGUACAAGGAUUGGCUUCUGAUUGUGGGAAAUGAAGAGAUUACAGUCAUCUCAAUCAGAAAGGGGAAUGCCGAGGCUAGAAAGGUCAGGCUUACAUCCAACAACGGGAUAUGUACAUGUGGGGCCAGCUCCGCAGAAGGACUGUUUCUCUCAUUUGAAAAUGGAAAGGUGUUUUCUAUUGGAGAGCCUGAGGUGAUGGGCAUCGUGCUUGGAAAGGCUGAUGAGGUCCUGGUGGAUGAACUGCCAUGCCUGAUAUUUCUGAAGGAGGCUAUAGUCUCAAUUAAUGUUCUAGAAAAGGAUCUGGUGGUAUCUCUGUUUAACAAAAAGGUUCUUGUAUUAAGCCUAGAAACAAGAGAGGUGUUAUUUACGGAGCUUCUGUACAACAUCAAAUGCUCCACAAUAUGGAAUGAGAUGAUUGUUGUAAAUGAUUGUAAAAACAAUAUUCUGUUUCUUGACAGGAGACUUGUAAUUUCUUAUAGUAACUGUCUCAAAGAGGAAAUAUGCGGUGUCCUAGCAGAUGGAGACGGGUUGGCUGUAGGAUUCACGAUAGGGGUAGUGAAAGAGUAUGUGACGGAUGGCAAGACACGGCCUGGGUUUGUGUGUGAGGCCAUGGAGUGA
Molecule: messenger RNA, 897 nt
Organism: Encephalitozoon hellem ATCC 50504
Lineage: Eukaryota; Fungi; Microsporidia; Unikaryonidae
Exons: 1
Coding region: 1-897 (298 amino acids)
Source: RefSeq, a predicted model, not a curated record